Cyprinus carpio (common carp) is the source of this 1387-nucleotide messenger RNA. Its product is annotated as transmembrane protein 138. Bases 649 to 1137 code for a protein of 162 amino acids. The transcript has 6 exons. The record is from RefSeq and is a predicted model, not a curated record. Gene Ontology annotation, cellular component: cilium. NCBI's taxonomy places the organism in Eukaryota, Metazoa, Chordata, Actinopteri, Cypriniformes, Cyprinidae.
GCCAUGGGAGACGCGACAGCUCUCGUGCUCCGCUGUGGCUCGCGAUCAGCUCAGAAACUCUCCGCUACAAUCAUAGGAAAUCAGGAUGAUUUUACCAUUCAGACGGAAGAUUUUACGAUUCAUAUGGAAAUAAGGGAGACGACUUGCGUCAUACGAUUCGACUCGCGCGGGUUUAAAGUAAACGUUCAACACGAUAGAUAACUUUAGAUAGAGAGAGAGAUCUCAGAGUCCACAGUGAACUCAUUCAGUGAACCAGCAGCUAACCUCGAGCCUUCUGUCAUUAUACACAACCGAAUUCAUCGAUUAGGACUGAAGCCGCAUACUGUGGAUGUGUCCUAGUGCGCGUCAGCGGUGCUGAGAGAAGCUGGAGGAGCAUCUCGACACGCUCUGAUGAGAAUUCCAGCCCUUCAGGAACAUUAAUAUUUACUCGUCACCGUACCCAGCAUGGCUGACGCCAGGAUUAAACGUCCAGUGGAACAACUCCAGCAACUGUCCUCUCCGUCCUUUGGUUUUUCAUGGAGUAGGCGGAAGUGAGGUACUAUAUAAUCACGGCGAGAUGAUCUUCACGUCACACGACUGCUGAAGAGCUUCAUAUGGCGGAGGGCUGCUGUGGUGUAGUUUUCUAGUGUAUUCCGGAUCGCUGCAGAUAUGCUCCAGACCAAUAACUACUCGCUGGUGCUGCUGAUCCAGCUGGCACUGCUGACCUUUGACCUGUUCGUCAACUCCUUCAGUGAACUGCUGCGGGCCGCGCCGGUCAUACAGCUCGUGCUCUUCAUAAUCCAGGACAUCGGCAUCCUGUUUAACGUGAUCAUCAUUCUUCUCAUGAUGUUCAACACAUACGUGUUCCAGGUGGGGCUGGUGUCUCUGUUACUGGAGCGAUUCCGAGCGCUGCUGAUACUGUCUGCACUCUACCUGACCCUCAGCAUCAGCUUUCACUGCUGGGUCAUGAACCUGAGGUGGAUGGAGUCCAAUGGUUUCGUGUGGACGGACGGUCUGCAGGUUCUCUUUGUGUUCCAGAGACUGGCUGCUGUGUUGUAUUACUACUUCUACAAACGCACAACCGAGUACCUGGGAGACCCCAGACUUUACGAAGAUUCCCCGUGGCUCCGUGACGCAUUCGCUCGAGCGCGACAGUGAAACCAACCCGGAAUGGUGCAUGAGGGACAUUAACGUUGUGCAAUACAACACACAACCAAAGCAUUUCAAGAAACUAAACGGAUGGACUCAUUCAGAGCCCCGCCUCCUUUAAACAAACUUACGAAUUGUAGGAAAGAGCCAAGAGGGCUUCCAUGGAGCACAGUGGCAAAUGGAGAAAUCGCAUAAUGACUGAAGAAUAAAACCUGACGUCUGAAUGUCUCUAAACACAUCUUUAGUGCAGUUGUAAUGU